GCUUGCAGGGAGAACACUCAGCCGAAGAGAGCCGAUGGAUCCCCAACUCCAAAAAUGGGUCGAGGAAAAUGCUGUGCGUUUAGAAGACACGCGCAGCUUCACUGUGUACCAAUUUCAGCCGGAAAUGAAGCACGAAGAUAAGAAGAACAAGGUGCGUGUGUUCGCCAUUGGGCCUGAGAACGACCGAGAAGUGAAGGCGAUGCUCUUGCUGGGGGAGACCGGGAGUGGCAAAACCUUGUUCUGCAACGCUUUCCUCAACAGGGUCUUUGGUGUUGAAAGAGAGGACAGAAUUAGACUCAAGUUGGAGGACCAGAUGGACCAAGCCGAUAAGAGUCAAAUAUACAGUCAGACGGAAUAUAUAUCAGUGUACUUGAUAUACCAUCAAAAUGGGAUGCCAUAUGAGUACAAUUAUAUGAUAAUUGAUACGCCGGGAUUCGGUGACACAGGAGGCCAAGACUUGGAUAAAAUUAAUGACAGUUGUCUCCGGUUUUACUUGUCAGAUGAAACUUGGAUUAAACAUCUUAACAGCAUUGGUAUAGUUUGGAAAGCUUCAGACCUCAGGUAUACUGAGAAAAACAGAAAAAUCCUUCGGAUGAUCAGAAAUCUUCUGUGCUUUGACACCAACGCCUUAACAGACGUUCUCAUGACAUUUGCAGUCAGUGAAAAUACAAAUGCCCUGAGAGUUAUUGAAGAAGCAGGAAUAUACUAUCGAGACGUAUUCUUCUUUAAUAAUGAGCCUAUUUACUUACCUUGUCCGCAAGGUGAUAAGCAGAGAAGGUACACGGAUCAGUGGGGAGACAUGGUAGACAGUCACAAGAAACUCCUCGAUUCUCUGAAUCAGAGAGAGGCUGUGCAUCUCAAUAUCACGGGGAGACUUUUGCUCAAUAGCCUGAAGUAUGACUCAAAACAGGAACAUAGCAAACUGGUUAAGGAGUCGUCUGGAGUUGACUGGAGUAAUGUAAGGGAGGUGGAUGUUAGCGGAAAUUACAUAGUUUUGGAUGAUGGCAAACACUGCCACUUCUGUAUCAAGUGCCAACGUGUGUGUCAGUCUGAGUGUAAAAGUGACCACAAGUCUCAUUCUUGGCAAUGGAAUACCGGAUAUAUUAGGCAGUUUAUAACAGCUGCAGGUACUAUACUUUCUGCAUUCGUGAUGAAUGCUGCAGAGAUAGCAGGGGAAAUGCAAAUAUCUAUUCCAGCUAUAUAUGGGUUAUUUAUAGGUGCAACAGUGGCAGUAGGAGCAGUUUCCUAUCUGAAGAGUAAAAAGACGUCUCAGUUUCACGCCACUGAGGGGAACAACCCGUGUCCGCAAUGCCGUCAUCUUGGCACUGAUCACGAAAUUAGAGAAAAACAUCUCGUCAAGGACGCCAAUUUCGACCUCAAGAUGGGAGUUGCUAAGAGGAGUCAGUAUCUGGGAGUGGUGGGAAGUAAAGCCGACAUUGAAGCCGACAUUAGCGCUUUCAAAACAAUACUGAAGGGGUUAGGAAUUGAAUUACCAUAGCAGGUGAUAUAGCUGUCAUAGGACGCUCUGUUUCCCAAAGUGGGGACGAUGGCUCCCAAAGAGGGUCCUUUUUGCAAAAAAAAAAGUCUAUAUAUGUUUUGGCAAUGUAGUGUGCAGGUUAUUAAAGGUGCUGAUGGGGGGGGGGGGGGAAUCACAGGAUUGGCUAUUACAUCGUUCUCAGAGGUAUCACUAUUUUGGCCCAAAUAUCAUCAUUGACAAUAUCUUAUUGUCAUAAACUUCUGAAGCAUAGGCAACGGUGCUAUAUGAUUGCCACA
Molecule: messenger RNA, 1773 nt
Organism: Penaeus vannamei (Pacific white shrimp)
Lineage: Eukaryota; Metazoa; Arthropoda; Malacostraca; Decapoda; Penaeidae
Source: RefSeq, a predicted model, not a curated record